Leguminivora glycinivorella is the source of this 4375-nucleotide messenger RNA. RefSeq lists its product as uncharacterized. The record is from RefSeq and is a predicted model, not a curated record. Lineage: Eukaryota; Metazoa; Arthropoda; Insecta; Lepidoptera; Tortricidae. Gene Ontology annotation, biological process: mitotic chromosome condensation; meiotic chromosome condensation. Gene Ontology annotation, molecular function: histone binding. Gene Ontology annotation, cellular component: condensed chromosome, centromeric region.
AAAUAUAAAAUGGUCAAUAAACAACGCGAACGCGCGUUUUGUAAAGCCGCUGUUUAAACAAUGUUAACCUCGAUUAUAGUAUUAUAAUUUUCUAGAUUAUGACUUGAAAUUCGAAUAUAGUGCACUAAAAUUUGCAAAAAUGAUAAGGGUCACAAAUCAAUUGGACUAUUUACGGUUAGCCGAACUCGACAAUGGUUGGGUGGAAGCAAUCUACUUUUCAGAGUUCCUCGAGUUUGGAGAGUUUCCUGAGCAAUAUGCACUUAUUCUGGAGAAUGUGGAAAUUCGGUCUGUGUUUCGUAAAAUUAUGUCAGGCGUGGACGAAUGGCUCAGCGACUCGAACAGUGACGAUGAGAAAUCAUGGGCCGUGUUAUCACGCGAGGUGAACCCUCGGAAAUUGCUAGCAUUUUUAGCCUAUUAUAUAGAUAAUGGGAGCAAGAAUAUUAUGUCUCACGAGCAGCGGAACACUGCUCUGCUGGCUGCGCGUGUGUACUUCAAGAUGUUGUCCAUCCCAGGAUACAAGGCCUAUCAUAUUUACCAUUCCCAGCUGUUUGCACAGUCCUUGGGAUGUCUCGGCUAUCCGAAAAUAUUAUGUGAAAACGAGGACAACUACUUCAAUUUGAAACAAUUGACCCGGGAGGUGAAUUCUGUGAUUAAAGAAGUAGCAUCAUUUGUCAAAGCUCUUAGAGCCGUUAUUGAAGGCUUGCAUUUGCACCCAACUGACAUGAAUUUUGAAGACAUUCUUAGUAACCUGGUGGAAUUUACUGGUGGUGCUAUCGUCAACAAACUUGAUAUAGACAAAAUAGAACUGGCCAACAUUUCUCAAGUUAUUUACGAGAUGAUAGAUAUACUGUUGUGUGACUCCAAUGGAGAUCCUAAACCAGAAGCUAUUCAGUUGUUGUUCAAAUGUCUGCUGCCAAAACUAGUAGCGGCCUCCGUUGACAACAAAAGUGCUAAUAAUUUAGUGCGAGCAUCAUAUGUGACCUACUCAGGUUUGAUACUGACCAAGUAUGGCAACUCAGCCCUUUCUGCUUUCAUAACUCUUCUACAACACCUCUGCUACACAUGUGAUGGUUUGGAGCGCGCAGAAGUCCGUUCAGCCCGCGUGUCACUAGUGAUUGGUCUGAUGAGUAUUCUACCGCAGAAGUCGUACCGCUUCAUUGUGCGCUGGAUCCUCAAGUUGUCCAACACGGCCAGAGUGUCGCACCGCCAAAUUGCGCUGGAAUUGAUAGCGCAGCUGUUAAACAAUGACCCAGAAGAAUCAGCCGCACUUCCACCUCUAACAGAACCAACAGCAGCUGUAUCGUCGCAAAAUCCAGAAACUGUUGCAUCGUCAACAACUCAACCAGAGGACUCUACAGCCGCUCCACCUAAUCAAGUUGAAGUCAACCAAAACUUGACAGCGAUAAACAUUCAGAUCACCUCCACACCUUUGCCGAAAUGUUACGUUAAGUUAUCAAGGUCUCCUGCCAUCGAAAAUGCAGCAAAAGAGGCAGCCAAUCAUGAUAAUCCCACUCCUGAACCAUCUGAUACUCAAAAUACACCACAGACUGAUGACCCGAUGCCAGCUGAACCUAUUCCUGGACCAUAUGGUGCUCAGAAUACACCACAGACUGAUGACCCAAUGCCAGCCGAACCUAUUCCUGGACCAUCUGGUACUCAGAAUGUAGCACCUAGCCCUGUGCCAGGUCCAUCAGGCCUUCACAUCAAUGAGUCAUCUCAAAGCACUGACUCAAUAGGACCACAGGUUUUUGACUCCGGGAUACAAGAUCCUACAGCUGGCCUUGACACGACUGCGACGAUUACAUCAUGUCGUUACUUAACAAUGACCAAUUGCCGGAUCUGCCCGGGCCUAUACCAGAGCUUGGUGAUAGAUCUACAAUUUGCUAUGUUUAACGAACUUAAUAGUCAAAUGAACGAAGCUAAUCCAGUCGAGCCGUCUACACCAGUCAAAGAGGUGCCUGUUGAACUAGCUACACCUGUUAAAGAGGGGGUAGUUGAACCAGCCACGCCUGUUAAAGAACAACCGAUUGAACCUACGCCACAAAAGAAAAAGGGUAAAAGUAAGAAAGGUCGAGGGAGCGCUGCGGAGGCUCCGGCACCGGAGCCCGUACCCGUGGACGAUGAGAGCAGCCAAGAACACAAUCCCGACAUAAUAGCCGAGGACGACACCGCAGGCCUGCUCCGACAGCGGCCGCACACAGUACCCCACGCGGAGCUAUUACGUGCCGUGUAUGAACGCGUGAACGACGUGUCGAGCACGCUUCGAACUCGAGCGCUCGCGUUACUUAGCGACUGUCUUGCUAGCGCUCGCCCGCCGUUACGAGAGGCAGUUUCUGAACUGAAUGGAUCUGGCGCAGUGUCUCGCCUCAUGGUGGUCGCGGCGCGGUGUGUGAGCGAUGAGCGCGCUGCAGUGCGUAAGGCGGCUGUCGCGUUAGUACAUCGAGAACUCAUCAACGGACCACCUCCACAGCCGAAUGAUCUUGGGAUUUUAGUAAGUUUGUGCCGAGACGCGAGUAUUAUCGUCCGUUCGGCGGCCAUCACUUCGCUCGGCGAGAUAGUCGUGAAGCGACCUAGCGACGACGUGUUGGACGCGUUUCUCGCUGGGCCCAUGCAUCAGAUGAGCGAUCCAGAAACCAAGGUGCAAGAGCUUAUAGUGAACCUGAUGCAGCAAGUAGCCUUCGACCGGCUCCAGAAACAGUCGGCUAUGACGGCUGAAAACCCGCUUCCGUGGCAGUUCCUAGCGGCCAUCACGAGGCACAACAUGCGUCGGCACCUGCAAAAGGCCUGCGUGCUGCUCGCCAAGACUUCCAAGUGCAUCAACCAUCGUGUCGUGGACGUAGUCAGCACCCAUCUCAAGGUCCAGGGCGACGAACGCGACCUACAAUGCCUAGUGCUGCUAACGAGCAUUGCACGACUAGUCGACUAUUCCGACGUCAACUUCAUACUGGACUACUACUAUAGCCUGGUUGACAAUACGCAGGGUCGUGACCAGCGCCUGAAGCCGCUGACGUUAGAACUUCUAACGCUGUGGUCGCGCUACUUGACGCCGGCCGCCCGCACGGCGCUCCGCGAGCAUCUUGCCGCGCGCCUCGCCACCGCCUCGGGAGAAGACGGUUGUCGAAUACCGAGCGCCACAUUGGCCGCGCAUUUGGAUCCAACCAACUUACAAUGGGCUAAUGAAUUGCUACAGCUGUCGGAGAAACGAGCUCUAAGUGGCGGCGGUGUGUCGGAAUGGGUCCGUGCAGCGGACUUGUCGCUGGUGGCGCCCUCUCCGCCCUCGCCCGCGCUACUCAAUUUGUUCCUCACCGCGCUGCAGGACCCUCCCCCAGAAUGGACGGCGGCGUCCCACGGCGCGGCGGUGGCGGGGCUGGGGCGGCUGUGCGUGCGCUCGCGCGCCGCCGCCGCCGCCGCCGCGCCCGCGCUGGCCGCCCUCCUGCACUCCGGCAAGCACGCGCUGCAGGCGCGCGUCAACGCGCUCUUAGCGCUCGCCGACGUGUGCGUCAGAUACACCAACAUUGUGGAGCCGCUGCUCGGCUCGGUGGUUCACAUACGACACUACCUCCCACUUGUCCUCAGGUACUGCGCGUUGCUCGCGGAUUCGGACGCCGACGUACGCGAACCGGUCGAGUACUACCUGUCGAGCUGCCUCACUUCCGACGCUAUCUACCACCACUUCGUCGACUGCAUCAAGCACUAUAACAGCUCCCGAUCAGAGAGCAUAUCGUUCGACGCCCGCCAGCUGAUAUACGACGUGAUGCUACAGCGGUUCUCCAUCGUCCAGAAGCUCAACGUGCAAUGUCGACUGGCGAGAGAGGUGCUUGAGAACGCCGCUGAAUGGAUAGAAGAGAACGGCGAGGAGGACAAACCGGGGGGGCCGACGUUCGAGCCCGACAUGGCCGCCACGCUGCUCGACACCAUCACUCUGCUCUGCGGGACCCGCAUGAAGCUACCCAAAAAACCUGACAAAACUGGCGAUGUAGCCGACAUAGACGACCUCCAGGAAAGAGUCACUACUAACAUCGUGUCUCAUAAAAUGAAGCGCACCGUAGCGGAGGUGUUAGUGCCGGCCGUGCUCCGGUUGCACGCCAAGGUCAAGUACGGGCAGAUCUCCACGUACCUCGUGCGCAUCGCCAACGAGCUGCUCGUCGACUACCGGCAGGAGAUCUCGGAGCUGAUCGAGAACGACGAGACGCUCGUGGAGCGCAUGAAGGUGUUCCAGGAGUUGAUCGGCGUGGACAACAUGCCGGUGUGCGGCAACACGCGCAACCUCGUCACCAGCUCCGCGCCGCCCGAGCCCGACACCCCCCGCGCGCGCCGCCGCCCCGCGCGCGCCCCGCGCCCCGCCCCGCCGCGCAAGCGCGCGCUGCGGGUGUGA